AUGCAGGCCAUCCUAAGGGGGCUUCUGCUGGUCUGGCCGGCUCUCGCCCAGGAUGCCAGCUGCCCCGUGAACGCUGACGGCAGCGGUGCUUGCACCAGGCCCAGCAAGGCAGAUGCGAAUCACACUUUGCGCUGUCGCGCACAAGGGUUUGACCCGGAAAAACUGGGCUGCCAGACAUGCCGCGUUUUGGAGCAGAGGCUCAAAGAAAGCGGCGUGGCUUCCGCGACCCUGGCAGGGAACUGCCUUGAGUGCUGUGAAGAGGAGCCUGUUCUCGAGCUCUUCCCAAAGGCAAGGCUCAUUGCCGACGCCUCGCAGCAGGAACGAGACCAGGACCUCCAUGAUUUCAUCAAGAGAAAAGCGCCACGCAUCCGAAACCUAGAGGUGGAUUACCAAGCUGGCUCUUGGCCAGCCAUCGAGCUAGAAACCAAUGACGGGUCCGGAAGAGUUCUGCGUGCAGACGUGAAAGAUUGGAAAUCCGAUCACCUGGUGCAGUUCCUCAACAUGCGCCUGGAGGCUGCAGAGGACCAAGACAAAACAGGAGCCAUUGGAGGAGCUUGGAGCGCUGAAAUCCAGAGCUGCUCCGGCUGA
Messenger RNA from Symbiodinium necroappetens, 588 nucleotides. Lineage: Eukaryota; Dinophyceae; Suessiales; Symbiodiniaceae. The record is from the annotation of a GenBank genome assembly.